UGAAAGGUCAUUUGUGUACAGGUCACAGUGACAUCGGUCACCGCAACAUGCCUCUCUUCUGUUUGAACUCGUGUGCCAUAAUAAACAAACAGGGCUGCACUCUUUGGUAGACUGAUCAGGAAUAUCAGAUAUCUGUCUCAUUAGCCAAGGAAGUAGGGGAACGGAAAGCAGGGGAAGAAAUAAAGCUCUUGAAGGAAACGGGAUCAUGGUGAGACGGAACCUCAGUCCAUCCACCCGUUCCGUCUAUCUCUGCCUGGCCUGUCUGUCCGUUGCUCUGCAUGUCAUUCUAGCAUUUUUUUGUCUCACUGUCCUCCAAACAGCCUGCGUCCUUCCCAACCCGUCUUCCUCCUCCUUAAAUCCAAGAACAGAAACAGAGAGGCAUCACCGGGUCCCUUCCCCUUCACAUAAACUAUCAAUCAGUUCCCAGAAUGACAAGCCUUACAAAUCAAAUGCGACCGGAAUGCCUGCUGCCAUUGACCCAGAGAAGAAAACGAUUGGCGCCGGAAAAGUAAAUCGAGUCAUCGAGGAGGCCUCGAAGCUGCGGGCGCUUUUCGAGCACCCGCUGUACAACCUGCCAGAAGUGGGGCUGCUUGAGGAUGACUGGCUGCUGAGGGUGAAGAAAAACGAGGACGCGGGUGAUGAGGAAGACAUCAAUAGUGACAGCCAGUGGGAGAGUGCAAGUCACGAGAAAGGCUACGACAAAGUCUCAUGGACCAACGACGCCGAGUCACACCCACCCUGGUUGCGAUUCCACUUGGGCAUCACUCGGUGGGCGCUGUACAACAGAAAGGAUGUCACCGUGUCAAAUCUAACUCAUUACUUGGCAACGCAACGUAUCCUCGGAGCAGUUCAAAAGUCAGGAGGUACUCAACUCAAACUGCUGAUGUCUUUCCCAAACUACGGACAAGCUCUGCUCAAACCGAAGAAACAAUCCAGAGACGCAGAGACAGAUGUGAACCUCUUUUACUUCUCUGAUUUUGAAAGACACAAUGCGGAGAUCUCAGCUUUUCACCUUGACAGGCUGCUGGGCUUCAACAGAAUCCCCCCAGUGGUCGGUCGUCUCAUCAACGUCACCAGUGAGAUCAGAGAGAUUACCACUGACCGCAAGCUGUUUCGCACCUUCUUCACUUCCCCUGCGGGGAAUGUGUGUUUCUAUGGUCAGUGUGAAUACUACUGCUCAACGGAGCACCCGCUGUGUGGGCAACCGCACUCACUGGAAGUAUCCUUGGCAGCCAUGCUCCCCGACCUCAGCCUUGCUCCUCGCAGGUCUUGGAGGUCACCAUGGAGGCGGUCCUACAGCCGCACCAAACUGGCCCAAUGGGAAAAAGACCCUGCAUACUGUGACACUGUCAAACAGACGCCUCCCUACAACCACGGCACCAGACUGGUGGAUGUGAUCGACAUGGCUAUAUUGGACUUCCUCAUGGGCAACAUGGAUAGACAUCACUAUGAGACAUUUGAGAAAUUUGGCAAUGAAACUUUCCUGCUGCAUCUGGAUAAUGGACGAGCGUUUGGACGACACUCUCAAGAUGAGCUAUCAAUUUUAGCUCCCUUACAACAGUGCUGCAGGAUCCGUCGCUCCACCCUCCUUCGGUUGCGUCUCUUGUCCGAUCCAUACUUCCGUCUGAGUGAUGUCAUGCGACAGUCGUUGGCCCAGGAUCCUCUUGAAGCUGUUGCUCCACUCCUGUCCGAGGCACACCUUGCCGCUUUGGACCGACGACUAGCAACUGUCCUGCAUGUGGUGGAGACCUGUGAAGAGCAACACACUGAUGUCAUUUUCAAUGAUUUAGGAAAGUACGAAGUAUAUGAGCAACAAAUAAAAUAAGGCAAAAACAACGGGUCUAAUUUAUUUAAAUAAAAUAAAUGAAGGUUAUUUAAGAAGGUGGAAGCAUGCAUAUAUAUUGAGAGGGGAAGUAAAAAUAAACCAUAAUCUUAUAAGUGGGAUACACUGUGUUCAGAAGUCACAUUUCAAUAUUAAAUGCACUAUUACAUGGUAGUCAGAACACACCUGCCACUAUUUUAAGUACCCCUGUUGGACCAUAAAUAAAGCUCAGUUGUUCUAGUAAA
This is a messenger RNA of Hippocampus comes (tiger tail seahorse), 2067 nucleotides long. Its product is annotated as extracellular serine/threonine protein kinase FAM20C-like. The transcript has 11 exons. Bases 206 to 1825 code for a protein of 539 amino acids. Lineage: Eukaryota; Metazoa; Chordata; Actinopteri; Syngnathiformes; Syngnathidae. Gene Ontology annotation, cellular component: Golgi apparatus. Gene Ontology annotation, molecular function: phosphotransferase activity, alcohol group as acceptor. The record is from RefSeq and is a predicted model, not a curated record. Gene Ontology annotation, biological process: protein phosphorylation; enamel mineralization.